Messenger RNA from Macrosteles quadrilineatus (aster leafhopper), 1978 nucleotides. RefSeq names its product protein 5NUC-like. Gene Ontology annotation, biological process: AMP catabolic process. Lineage: Eukaryota; Metazoa; Arthropoda; Insecta; Hemiptera; Cicadellidae. Gene Ontology annotation, molecular function: metal ion binding; nucleotide binding; 5'-nucleotidase activity. The transcript has 9 exons. Gene Ontology annotation, cellular component: plasma membrane. The record is from RefSeq and is a predicted model, not a curated record. The coding region runs from base 18 to 1763 and encodes 581 amino acids.
UAUCGGACGCUGAUACCAUGUACCUGUAUGCAAUACUCUCUGUGGUCUCCUUGGGCACACUGUGCCUGGCGGAUUUGAAAGUCCUUCUGCUGCACACCAACGACAUGCAUGCAAGGUUCCAGCAGGCUGACCGUUAUCUCGGCCUGUGUCUGGACGACUCUUCGCCAGACUGUUACGGAGGAUUCGCCCGACUCAAGACCACGGUGGAGGCUCAGAAGAAGAUUGCCGCUGCUGCUGGAAGAUACACGAUAUUCCUGAAUGCCGGUGAUAACUAUCAGGGAACUCCUUACUACACGUUCUUUAAGUGGGAGAUUGUGGCCAAGCUUGUAGACAUGCUCGGGAUUGAUGUGAUGUCCCUGGGAAACCACGAGUUUGACGACGGCGUUGAGAGCCUAUCUCAAUACAUUGCGAAUGUGUCGGUUCCGAAUGUCUGCAGCAACCUAAACACCACCCUAGAGCAGAGACUACAGGAGGCUAACUUGACACCUUCAUACAUCCUAAACGUUGGCAAUGUCAAGAUAGGAGUCAUCGGUUAUUUGACACCAGACACCAAGUUUCUGGCCCAUGUGAGGAAGGUUAAGUUUCUUGACGAGAUUCCUAGUAUCCGCAAAGAGGCACAGAGACUACGCGCUGAGAACGUUAAGAUCUUGAUCGCUCUCGGACACUCUGGGUACGUCAUAGAUCAACAAAUCGCCAAGGAGGUCGAGGAGAUAGACCUCGUGGUCGGAGGUCACUCACACACCUUCUUGUACACUGGAACUCCACCAGACCCUGAAGAUAUCCCUAUAGGAGACUACCCUACAGUCAUAACCCAAGCCAGUGGCAAGAAGGUGCCCGUGGUCCAAGCAUACUACGGCACUAAAUACCUCGGAUACCUGGAGUUGGACUUUGACGACGGAGGAAACCUGAAGAGUUGGAAUGGAGAGCCAAUACUUUUGAGUGGCAACUUGCCUCAAGAUCCGGACGUGCUAGCGGCACUUAGGCCCUACGAGAAGGAACUUCAUGACAAAAUAAGCAGAGUAGUUGGUUACUCAACCGUGUUCCUAAGCAAGGAAAACUCGGCCUGUAGGCUGGAAGAAUGCAACCUUGGCAAUAUGUUGGCGGACUCAUACGUCGACUACGCUACCCGUAAAUACACGAAUAGUCAGGGUUGGACCGUGGCUUCUGUAGCCUUACAACAAGCUGGUGGAAUACGUGCCUCUAUCAAUCAUCAAGGUCCCAUCACUGUAGGAGACUUGAUUACGGUGGCGCCCUUCAGUGCCACAAUUGUUGUGAAGGAAAUAAGUGGAAGCCUCUUACUACUAAUGCUUGAGUUUGCCGUCCACAGAUACGAGGAAACUUUCGACGGACAUGUGAACGAGUUUCUACAAGUUGCUGGACUGAAGGUGGUGUACAACAUGCAGGCAGCCCCUGGCAGUAGAGUAGUCAGUGUACAGGUUCGUUGUGCAGACUGUGGCAAACCUGAAUAUUUACCACUCGACCAGUCUGCCAUCUACAAGGUUGCAAUGCCGGAGUACAUCGGUAACGGAGGAGAUGGCUUCAGAAUGCUGGCCAAUGUACCUGACACUUACGUAUUUGAAGACGUCGACUACAUGGUCCUCUCCCAGUACAUAGAGAAACACUCCCCGGUCUACCCAGCUGUGGAGGGUCGGAUAAUCAUUCAAAACUACACGGACGGAUCUUCCUCAGCAACAACGAUUACUGUGUCACGUUUCUUACUUCUUUCUAUAAUAAUAAUAACUAUUAUACUACGAAGUAAUUAAUAAUUGUUAUAUGGACUUACUUGUAUACAAGAGAACCGCAUUGUGAGUCAUUCAAACAACUAUUAUGUAUAUUUGUAUAUAGGCCCUAUUUGUAUUGGCCCCUACUUGUGUACGCCAGCAACGCUAGUUCCCAUAAUAGCACCAACAACUUUUGUAAUAAUGUUGCAAAACUAUCAAAUUAAACAUGUUAUUUUUUAAUAAAGCCGCCGCAGAAA